AUGAUAAAAAGAAAUUUUCAAACUUUAAUAUUUAAAAAAAAGAAAAGUUCAUUAAUAAUAAUACCAACAAUAAAAACAUUACCAACAACAAAUAUUUCUUCACAAAAUCGUAAAUAUGGAGCACAAAAAUCUUCAAAAAAGACUGACACAGAUAAAAAGUCAAGUAGUAGCAGCAACACAAAAACCACUAGUAGUGGAGCAGGUGGAAGUAUGAUACCAGGCUCACAACAAUUCCAUAUAACAGAUAAAAGGUAUGAAGUAAUUAAACAAAUACUUUACGAAACUGAGAAACCAGACUUGUCAUCAUUAACACAAGAAGAUUUGGAAAGACAUGAAACGAUAGAACGAGCAUGGAAAUUAUUUUGUAGACAUCAAAAAGAACAAAAAGAGCUUGAAUUAGCAAGAAAAUAUCAAAUGUUAAAUGAGGCAAAUAUUGAAUUAGAAAAGCUUAAUAAUUCAAAAAUAUUGUUUCCUGGAAAAAUGAAAAUUCCUACAGAAACACCACCUUUAGAUGGAUGGAAUUAUAAUUAUACUAAACCUAUUACUACUACAAUAGUGAAUAAGGAUGAUGAAGUGAUGAAAAUUAAAAUUUUUCGCCCAAAAUUUUUGUGA
Molecule: messenger RNA, 612 nt
Organism: Entrophospora candida
Lineage: Eukaryota; Fungi; Glomeromycota; Glomeromycetes; Entrophosporales; Entrophosporaceae
Source: the annotation of a GenBank genome assembly